Molecule: messenger RNA, 1493 nt
Organism: Colletotrichum destructivum
Lineage: Eukaryota; Fungi; Ascomycota; Sordariomycetes; Glomerellales; Glomerellaceae
Product: Putative GPI biosynthesis protein Pig-F
Exons: 2
Coding region: 332-1102 (256 amino acids)
Biological process (GO): GPI anchor biosynthetic process
Cellular component (GO): endoplasmic reticulum membrane
Source: RefSeq, a predicted model, not a curated record
CGUGACAUCUUCGAGAUGUGUUUCCUUGAUCCAAAGCGAGACCCUGAUGAUUUGACAGAAGUGUGACUCUGUAGCGCACCCAUUACGAUCUAUAAGGGGCCUCUUAAAGCUGACUGGCCCAAAAAGUCUGGGGUUGCUUAUCGUGGGUGUCGCAUUCCUAUCACCAUGUGACUCGGGCGGAUCCGACAGCACGGUGCUCGACGCCCGUCCCGGAAUUUCUCCAGGGCCCGUGGCCUUCCGGGUGUCCGUUCUCGCAAAGUUAACCCGUACCCACGAUUGACCAACCUUGGAGAUUGGGGGUCCGAACCCGUUCGAAUCGACUCAUCCCACCAUGCCACUCGUCGACACCGUGACAAUGUCGACGCCAUCAUCAAAGGUCGCUUCCGAUGCGGGCAAACCGAAAGACGGGCUGUACCCCGUCCACCCCCUGACGAGCCCUGUCGCGCAGGUCGUCCGACAUGUACAGCCGGUGCUGCUCUCCGGCCUCUUCCUCGCGCAAUUUGGGUCAUUGGUGGCCGACCCCGUGCCGGCUCUGUACAGCUCCCUCCCGAUCGUCGCCGCGAUCCAGAUCGUCUAUGCUUUUGUCAGUUUACCCGCGGCGGGGUCCCAAAGCGCGAAGCCAUCGAGGAAGCCUCGGCCUGGUGAGAAGAAGAAGGCUGAAAACACGGGACCGAACCCUUUUAUAGCCAUAUUCCUGUCUCUCCUCCUCGCCGUCCUCGUCACGCCAGCCAUCCACAUCGUGCUCGUCCUCUUCGGUGCCCCCUUCCUGACGCACUUUCUUCACACGCUCCUCUGCUCCGCGAACAUCGCCCUCCUGUCGCUUUUCCCUCUCUUCUACGCUCACGGAGUCGAAGCGAGCACAUGGGUAGCUAUUGCUAGCGCAUCUGCGCCGUUGGACGAGACAUACGGCGGUCUGGUGGGAGGUCUGCUGGGUGCGUGGCUCGGCGCAGUCCCCAUCCCCCUCGACUGGGACCGCGAAUGGCAGAAGUGGCCCGUCACGAUCCUGUGCGGCCUCUACGCUGGCCACACCCUCGGCAAGACGAUUGGCGGCACAUUGGCAUUUGGCAAGAAGAUGGCUAGCUCCGCAGAAAGCGACGAAUAAGUUGCCUCAGUCAUGACCGGGUAACGACCUACAUCAAAAUACUAUGGCAAGAGACAGCGAGAAGGUACAGAAGACGCGACCCCCGUGUCUGACCAGAACUUGCCCGACGAAUGCCGGGCCUUGCGGUGUCUGGUCAGCGUCUUUGGUUACUCGUCUCCGACCCAGGCAUGUUGCAUGCUAGAUGAACUCUAGUCAGGACUCUAGAGGGCAACAGUUUAGGCCAUGCAUGGAUGGAUGGUCUAGAAUUGCUCCAACCGAGCUAGCCUGCGGUAGGGCAUACUUGGCUUCCGUGCAAUAAUUUGUUGUAAUAUUAGUUAGCAGUCGAUCGUCGUUUGCUCGGCUCGUCAAGCCAAGAAACAGACAAAAAUUACCAAGCCGCGGCCUUCGAUCU